Messenger RNA from Parnassius mnemosyne (clouded apollo), 2670 nucleotides. The record is from the annotation of a GenBank genome assembly. Lineage: Eukaryota; Metazoa; Arthropoda; Insecta; Lepidoptera; Papilionidae.
AUGGAUUCGCGAGGUAGAUUUAUGGUGAAAAUGUGUCAAAAGGAAGAAGAUUCAUCUGAGGACAAAUAUAAGACAAUCAAACAACAGGACCAAAGUACCAUUAUUGUCAGCCCACAAAAACAUAAUGUUAUAACAUGCCAGAAAUUACCAUCCGAAAUGAACAAAAAUGUUUGCAACGACAUAAAUUUUGCUGUUGAUAUUACGAUAGAAAAAAUGCCCGAUGGGCUGUUGGUUACUGAUGUUCCUAAGCUUCCUGAGCAUGACGUAUUUAAGAUAAUUACAUGCGAAUCGGCUCCAGCAUCAAUAAUGGCUAGCGAAAUGAUUACUAAUAACAUUAACCCACCCCAAUCAGCACCUAUGCCUGUAAAUAUCAGUCCCAUGUCUUUGUGUAGCAGUAAUAUUAAUUUAAAUGAAGAUGACAACAUAAUAUUAUACAACUAUAAAGAUGUCAGUUCGCCUAUCAGAGGGUCAAGUCCAAUUUCGGGUAUCGAACCAAUGCCACCUUCGACAGAUGAAGAACCUUUUUCUGAUUCUGGAUCUUCAUGGAUUCCGGACACAGAAGAAGAAAAUAAAAUAAAAAGGAAAAGUAGUUCUUUAAUAAACAUCAAUAUUUCAGUGGCUAAGAAGAAAAAAAGAGUUAAGAGAUUUGAACGAAUAAACCCCAUUUUGUCGAGUGACUCUGAAGAUGAAACAGGUAAUAUUACAACAACUCGCGCUAUUAUUGAAACUUCUAUUGACCAAGUCUCACAAGUUAACCGUGAUAGAAGGAUCAUGGAACACAAUAUCACAAUCGCUGAGACAACAGAUUCAGAAAAAGUAACAGGAAAUAAGGAAAAAGAAAUCUACAGAUGGAAAAAUACUAAUCAAACAAACUGGAAAAGAAAUAAAGAGUUGGAGAAGAAACGAAAAUGUUUGCCAUAUAAGAGUAAAACUGGAAAGUUUCUUGCAGCUAAACUACCUAAAAGUCCUAAAUGCAGCCAAAAUUGUCGCCAGAAAUGCACAGAAAAGUUUACACAAAACGAGCGUGAGAAACUUUGCAAAUCCUAUUGGUCUAUACAAGAUUUUAAGCUGCAAAAAGAGUUUUUGCUUAAGCGCAUCAUCAUUAAGCCAGUGCAGACUAUAAGAAAAUCUGUACCGAUCGAAAAACAAAGAAGUUCUAGCAGAGAAUACGGUUUCUAUAAAAAUAAGACUGUAUUUGAACGAGUAUGCAAGAACUAUUUUAUGUCCACUCUUUGCAUUUCUACUGGUCCAAUCGAAACUGCAGUAAAACAUGUGGAUGAUCAUGGUGUAUUUACAAAAAUGGAUAAUCGUGGCAGACAAGCGCCUGCAAACAAAACUCCUGGAGAACAGAUACAAGAGGUAAAAAAUCACAUUGAAAGUUUUCCUGUAAUUGAUUCCCAUUACUGUAGAAAAAAAACAACCAGGAAAUACUUAGAACCUACCUUGUCAAUAUCAAAAAUGUAUGAUUUGUAUUUGCAGAAAAUGAAAGAAAGCAAUAAAGUGACAGUAAAAUUAAACAUUUAUAAGAAAGUGUUUGGUACAGAAUACAAUUUAGCGUUCUAUCACCCCAAGAAGGAUCAAUGUAGCAUUUGUAACAAUUACAAAAAAGAUAAAACUAAUAUAAAUAUUCAAAAUGAGUAUACUCAACAUAUAGAGCGAAAAGAGGCAUCUUAUAGAUCUAAAGAGCUGGAUAAAAAGAAGUCGGGAGAAGAUAAAUCAUAUUUGUGUGUCACCAUGGACUUGCAAAGUUUACUGCAGAUUCCAUCGACUGCAGAUAGUCUAAUGUAUUAUUCCAGAAAAUUAAAUUUAUAUAAUUUAUCUAUUUAUGAGUUUAAACCUCCACAGAACGAUGCUCACUGUAUGAUCUGGACGGAAAUAAACGGCAAAAGAGGCAGUGUUGAAAUAGCAUCUGCUAUUCAUUUAUGGAUUAAGAAUCUCCCAGAGGUUUUAACGCACGUCACCAUUUAUUCCGACACGUGCUCGGGACAAAAUCGAAAUCAGUACAUAGCAGCAUUUUUAUUGUACUUAGUACAUACGCAUGAGACAAUCAAAGUAUUAGAACAGAAGUAUCUAGAAAGUGAUCAUAGUUUUAUGGAAGUAGAUUCAAUGCAUAGUGCCAUAGAAAAAGAAAAAAUGUACACAGACACGUAUUCUAUAAUAGAUUGGAAAGGAAUUAUGCUACGGGCACGAUCAAAAAGACAAAAUAAAAAUGUAACUCCAUAUAAUGUAACUGAAUUAUCAUAUCAAGACAUGAUUGAUGUAAAAGCACUUGCUUCGAAAAUAAUUAAAAACAAAACUAUAGCGGAGAAUGGGGAGAAAGUGUGCUGGUUGAAAAUAAAAUGUCUUAGAUUUGAAAAAGAAUUACCUGGUUUUAUUAAAUACAGAUACGAUUACGAUGGGCCAUAUAACUUACUAAAUACUCUUUGUAAACCAGGGAGACCGACUAGGAGAACUCCAAACUCUGAAAUGCCAACUAUAAAUACUGAAGAUCUUCCCCGGGCAUAUAAACAAUGUCUUCCUAUAACAAAACAAAAAAAGAAAGACCUUUUACAGCUCUGUAAGAAAAAUAUAAUUCCUAAAGAGCUUCACGGCUGGUACGAAAGUUUACCAUGUUCAUACGAAGACCAGGGUCCAUCACGCUCCACUGAUUCAUCUGAAGUCGAUGAGUAA